AUGGCACCACGAAGGACCGUUGAAGAGACAAGCGCUGAGGCUAGACGCCAAGAGGAAGAAGCUCAACGAAGGGCUGAGUUGGCGACUCUCAUAUCUCAACAAAUCAAUGCUGCCAUGCCAAACAUUGCCACUCAAAUCGCUGAGAACGUGACUGCUACCAUCAACUUGGCAAGAAGGCAAGAAGGUGGAGGAAACGCCACUGACCGAAAUGCUUACAAGACUUUUACGUCUUGCAACCCCAAAGAGUUCUAUGGGACGGAGGGUCCCGUUGGGUUACUUACUUGGUUUCAAAGCAUGGAGGCAAUCCUAAAUAUCAUUGAUUGUGCGCCAGCCGACCGCGUCAAGUUUGCGGCAAGUAAGCUCCAGGGGAGGGCACUCACAUGGUGGAACCUCCAAGUCACCACGAGGGGUGCCGCCACGAUGAAUGCUUUGACCUGGGAGCAGCUCAAGGAGGAAUUGAAAAGGGAGUAUUGCCCUAGACCUGCCGUCCAAAAGCUGGAAAUUGAGUUUUGGAACCAUGCCAUGAAAGGAAUGGAGUUAGAGACAUAUGCGAUUCGUUUUCACGAGUUGUGUGUGCUGGUACCUGAUAUGGUGACUACUGAAGCCAAGAAAGUUGAGAGGUAUAUUUACGGAUUGGUACCGGAAGUAAGAUUGAUGGUCACGGCAGCAAACCCCACCACACUGGAAGAAGCAAUAAGUUUGUCAACAAGAUUGGUUAAUGACUUGGUCAGGACUGGGAAAUACUCGCGAGGCGAGUCAAGUUCAAGGCAAGGAGGAGGAAGCCGAUUUGGUGAUCGUAAGGGGAAUGGGCCUGAUAAAAGGCAAAAGAUUGUAAGGAAUUAUGGAAUCACCAAUGGUGCGGCACAAAGAUGUAACCGAUGUGGCAACACCCAUCAGGGGGAAUGUAGGCUAUGCUCGAUUUGCCGCUCAUUUGGACACCUUGCUGCCACUUGCCGUAGGGGAACAAGAGUUGGAGGAACCGGGGAACUUGUCAUGAAUGUGGAAGCACGGAGCAUUGGAGGAAUGCUUGUCCUAGGUUGGGACGAGCUCAAGGCAAUCGAGGGAAUGGAAAUGGAAACCGUGGCAACUAUAGGAAUGUUGGAAAUCGUGGGAACCAAGCAAACCGAGGCAAUAAUGGGAAUCAAGUGA
Molecule: messenger RNA, 1149 nt
Organism: Erigeron canadensis
Lineage: Eukaryota; Viridiplantae; Streptophyta; Magnoliopsida; Asterales; Asteraceae
Exons: 1
Coding region: 1-1149 (382 amino acids)
Source: RefSeq, a predicted model, not a curated record